This is a messenger RNA of Jaculus jaculus (lesser Egyptian jerboa), 2036 nucleotides long. It is a transcript of the gene Fam161b, whose product is annotated as FAM161 centrosomal protein B. The transcript is spliced from 9 exons. Lineage: Eukaryota; Metazoa; Chordata; Mammalia; Rodentia; Dipodidae. Gene Ontology annotation, cellular component: cilium. The coding region runs from base 70 to 1890 and encodes 606 amino acids. Gene Ontology annotation, biological process: cilium organization. The record is from RefSeq and is a predicted model, not a curated record.
CACUGCAGCAGCAGCCAGCCUCGCGGUCCGCGCACCUGUCGGCCGCCGCCUCUGCCGCAGCUUGCGAAGAUGACUGUGGAGAGGCCUGCGGGGGAUCCCGCGGGUGCCGAGCGGAGCCGCCAGGUAUUUCCCCCCAAAUCUUCCUCAGACACAGAGGCAGAAGAUGAGCAGUCUGGGGAAAAGCUGGUUUUGCCCAGGGCUGGAAAACUCCACGAGUUCCUUAGUUCAGAGGAGGAGACAGAUUCUACUUCUGACUCAACAGGGAGCUUUUAUGAGACUCUGCAGACUCUGAAGCAGAAAGGCAGGUGGGGUCUGCUAGAAUCCUUCUUUCAGUCUGACCCAAGCAGUGGUGAGAACGUCUCUGAAGAUGAGGAAGAUCUGAAGAGCUUCUUCUGGGACGUGGGCAGGGGGAAGCCGCAGGCCCAGGCCCAGGGCCCUUGGUCUCUGAGGCGCAGCAGCUCCCUGAGCAGCCUUCCCUCUGACGCUCCCAGGGCUCAGGCCUUGCCGACCUCAGACUCUGGGCCUCUCUCCCAGCACAGAAGUGUCUGCUCCUGGGCAUCCUCCAUUACUGUCCCUCAGCCAUUCCGCAUGACAGUGCGCGAGGCCAGGAAGAAGGCCCAGUGGCUGGCCUCGCCUGCCUCCUUCGAACUGGAGAGGCAGCAGGCCCAGAGGCAGGGCCAGGAGGAGGCCGAGUGCCACCGGCAGUUCCGAGCGCAGCCUGUGCCCGCGCACGUCUACCUGCCCCUCUACCCCGAGAUCGUGGAGCGCAGCGAGGCGCAGAGGCGCGCACGGAUACAGAAGAGGAAGGAGCUGCUACUCUCGUCUCUGAAACCUUUCAGCUUCCUGGAGAAGGAGGAGCAGCGAAAGAAAGCUGCUCGACACCGAGACUCAAGCGCCAUCACUGAGGACAAGGUCCCCCCGAAGAAGGCUGCCAAAAGAAUCCCCAAAGCCAUUUUGGAACCAGCCCUUGGGGACAAACUUCAGGAAGCUGAGCUCUUGAGGAAAAUUCGCAUCCAGAUGAGGGCUCUGGACAUGCUACAGAUGGCCUCCUCUCCUGUCAGCUCUUCUAGGAGCCGGGCUCACUCUCAGCCCCGCACAGCUACUCGAACCCAGAAGGAAAAGCUCAGCUUUCUACAGACCGACUUUGGAUUCCAGCCUCGGGUGAACCCAGUCGUCCCUGACUAUGAGGCCCUUUACAACGCCUUCCAGAGAAGAGCUGCCAAGAAGAGGGAGAGCCGGGAGACCACGCGCAACAAGCCCUUCUUGCUGAGGACUGCCAAUCUGUGUCAUGCCCCGCGGCCCUGUGAUGCGGCCAGCACUGGCAGGAGGAGGGAUUCUCCUCAGCCAACAGCUACACCCCGGCCAAGGAGUCAUUCUCUGAGUGGCCUUGCUUCUCUUUCUACCAACACCCUCCCUGUGCACAUCACAGAUGCUACUCGGAAGAGGGAAUCUGCAGUCAGAUUGUCACUUGAAAAAAAGGACAAGGAAGAUAAGAGUAUUCAGUGGUUGGGAAUGCACAAAAAGAAGUGUCAAGCCAUGUCUAAAUCCGUGACCUUGCGUGCAAAAGCCAUGGAUCCCCACAAAAGCCUGGAGGAGGUGUUCAAAGCAAAACUUAAAGAGAACCGGAACAAUGACCGUAAAAGAACUAAAGAGUAUAAGAAAGAAUUGGAGGAGAUGAAGAAGAGAAUACAAACAAGACCCUACCUCUUUGAACAAGUUACAAAGGACCUUGCCAAGAAAGAAGCAGAACAACGGUAUCGAGAAACCCUGCAGCAGGCUGGACUGGAGGAGGACUUCGUGAGGAGUCAAGGCACAGGGGCUGUACAAAGCAUCUAUGAAUCUCCGAAACUCACCCUCAGAGAUCCCCAGCAGGACUUAGAAGAAUCUUAACAGCAGCCUACCUACCCCAAGAACAACGUGGAGGAUCACCACUUGUUUAAGCAGUUCACUUAAUAUUAUUCCUGCAUCUGAACACCAAGCAGCUAAGGGCUGAAUCAAGGCAGGCAAGACUCUAGCUUUUUUUUUUUUUUUUUUUU